Nycticebus coucang (slow loris) is the source of this 954-nucleotide messenger RNA. Its product is annotated as lithostathine-1-beta-like. The record is from RefSeq and is a predicted model, not a curated record. The transcript has 6 exons. Gene Ontology annotation, molecular function: signaling receptor activity; oligosaccharide binding; peptidoglycan binding. Gene Ontology annotation, biological process: positive regulation of cell population proliferation; venom-mediated disruption of cell wall in another organism; antimicrobial humoral immune response mediated by antimicrobial peptide. NCBI's taxonomy places the organism in Eukaryota, Metazoa, Chordata, Mammalia, Primates, Lorisidae. The coding region runs from base 16 to 771 and encodes 251 amino acids.
CAACCUGUUGUGGGAAUGGAUGUCAUUUGUGACCACUCCCGGGCUGUACCAGGAAGAGGCUACUCCUGGUGCCAGAACCUCUUGGUGUCAGUGCCCUCUGUAGACCCUGUGGCCCUGACUCCUGGCCCCACCCCUCGAGUAAACGCUGUGGCUCCUCUCUCAGAUCAUCUUAUAAAUGCUGUCCCGCUGCCUGGCCUGACAGGCCACCUCAGACCCAGCCAACAGAGAUUGCUGAUUUCCUCCUGGAGCAAAGAUCCCCCACUGCUCAGCAUGGCUCAGACCAGCUCAUGCUUCAUCCUCCUCUCCUGCCUGACCUUCCUGUCUCUGAGCCAAGGCCAGGAGGUCCACACAGAGCUGCCCAAAGCCCGGAUCAGCUGCCCGGAAGGCACCAAUGCCUAUCGCUCCUACUGCUACUUCUUUAAUGAAGACCGUGAGACCUGGGUUGAUGCAGAGCUCUACUGCCAGAACAUGCAUUCGGGCAACCUAGUGUCUGUGCUCACCCAGGCCGAGAGUGCCUUCGUGGCCUCCCUGAUUAAGGAAAGCAGCACUGGUGACUGCAACGUCUGGACUGGCCUUCAUGAUCCCAAGAAGAACCGCCGCUGGCACUGGAGCAGUGGGUCCCUGGUCUCCUACAAAUCCUGGGACACGGGAGCUCCGAAUAGUGACAAUCCUGGCUUCUGUGCCAGCCUGACUUCAAACUCAGGAUAUAAGAAAUGGAAGGAUGAGGAUUGUGAUGCAACGUUCUCCUUUGUCUGCAAAUUCAAAAACUAGAAGCAUCUGGAAUAUAUGUGUCUAGAAUUUGUUACUAUGAAAGGAAAAAUUAAACUGAGCCAUCUCUCCAAGUCAACUUGAACGUUUUCUUCCUUGCUCCAUUUAUAUUGCUAACCUUCAGUACUUUUACCCACCCAAAUCUUUGGAACCAUAAAUAAUUAAAAUAAACAUAUUUGCCCCCAA